Messenger RNA from Ascochyta rabiei, 1557 nucleotides. RefSeq lists its product as uncharacterized. The transcript has 2 exons. The coding region runs from base 1 to 1557 and encodes 518 amino acids. The record is from RefSeq and is a predicted model, not a curated record. Gene Ontology annotation, molecular function: protein binding. NCBI's taxonomy places the organism in Eukaryota, Fungi, Ascomycota, Dothideomycetes, Pleosporales, Didymellaceae.
AUGCCGCCAAAGCCCUCAACUGUCCCCGCUGCAUCGAAGCCAGCAGCUGCUCAAGCCGAUCCUGAUGGACUGUCUUUGAACAAGAGCGCGCAAGGAAUACAGCACACAAACGCGAAGAGAAAGAGGUACAGGGAGAAGAGACGACGAUCAAACAAGAGCAAGCACUUCUCAAGUGGUGAUGCGCCCGCGACUACCACAAAACCUAUCAGUGAGACGGCCAGCGCCAGUGAGGUCGAGCCUGAAGAGACCAACAGUCGUGCCAUACCGUCUUCCCCUUCAGAUACAGACACGAUCGCCACCGAACCGCUUCCACGGUCCCAGUAUGGACGCACAACUAUGCCAUAUUCCGCGGCUCUUUUCGUAGACGUACCGGUCGUAGCGUAUUUCGAGCUCCGUGAUCUGCCCAGCGCUGGGCACGACGAAGGCGAUCAUGACCAAGGUCUUUUUGCUACUCAAAAGAUGGAGCGAGGCACACGCAUCAUUUCCGAGCGCCCGCUGUUUACUCUUCCAGCUCCCGGCGACCAACUAGCAGAGCUAAUGGCAGCUUAUGACAACCUUUCCAAAUCGGAUCGAACCCGCAUAUGGAACCUUAGACCAGCUGCUCCAGAGGCAUCUGAGCAGCUCCACAAUCUUCGUUUCCUCGUCGAUAGGCUCAAUUCCGACUUGCAGAACAUCUUCCUCAAGUCAGAAGCGACCAGGACGCACGAAGAGCAAACAGCUCUGGACAAGAUGAAACCGAAACUCGAGCAUGCGAUGAAUGUUUGGCGUAUAGCCGCGCGGUGGCACGCAAAUCGUUGCUCCAUGACCGACCUCCCAGAAGAACAGCGGGCGCAUCUUCCACAGGGCACACCGAUCACAGGCUUGUUCAUCGAGAGAGCACAGAUCCGCCACUCGUGUGUCCCCAACUGCUUUGCGAGCUACGACGCCAAUCGCGGUUUUAUGAAUGUACAUGUCACCCGAGACAUCGCCGCAGGUGAAGAGCUUACCCUGUCCGCCUUCGCUGACAACAUGUACUACAAAGACGCCCAAGAUCGCAGUGAGGAGCUAUCCGCAUGGGGACUGACGUGCGACUGCGAAGCCUGCGACAAGAAACAUCCCAAGUUCGAGCUUCACGAAGCAGCACGGCGGCGAGCUCACACACGCGUCAUUCUGCUCGUCGACCUCUUGACACGCUUGGAGAAGGCUGAUUUCACACAGGACGAGCUCUCCAGAACCCAAGACAUGGCCAUGGCGCUCAUCCGCGACCUCAGAGCCACAGGCUGCGAAAGUGUCGAAACCGUACGCUGGCGCAACGUACUCGUCGAUCGCGUUCUCUCGGCGCGUGCCUUGGUCAUUCCCGAGAACGAUAGGCUCCUGGCAUGGCAAAUCAUCCUGGGUCACGUGAAGGAGUGCGAGAAGGUGGGAGGCAUCUGCUAUGGGCAAGACCGCGAGGAGUUCAGGGUGCUCCGACGGACCAGGGAGGCUACUCAGGCUUGCGUGGAUACUGCCAUUGCCUACGACGAGGAGCAUGCGCCGGAGUCUAUCUUGAGAAGCAAGGGCAAGGGUGCGGAGGAGUGA